Lodderomyces oxycetoniae is the source of this 726-nucleotide messenger RNA. Its product is annotated as Golgi transport complex subunit. Gene Ontology annotation, biological process: Golgi organization; protein transport; intra-Golgi vesicle-mediated transport. The record is from RefSeq and is a predicted model, not a curated record. The coding region runs from base 1 to 726 and encodes 241 amino acids. The transcript has a single exon. Gene Ontology annotation, cellular component: membrane; COG complex. NCBI's taxonomy places the organism in Eukaryota, Fungi, Ascomycota, Pichiomycetes, Serinales, Debaryomycetaceae.
AUGAAUGAAGAGGAAAUUGUUAUCAACUCGGAGGACUUUCCAUUUCAAGAAACCAUACGAGAAACGGAUUUCAAACAGGAUAUGAGCGAAGAUCAAAUAGAUCAAUUCCUAUACAAGAAUCAUCGCUUCACCUCACUCGAUAUCCUCAUCAAAGAUUUGCAAGAAUUAUCUCAGCAGUUGAACCAAAAUUUGCUAAGUCUUGUAAAUCAGGACUAUAAUGACUUCAUCAAGUUGGGCAAAUCAAUAAAUGGCGGUGAUGAACUAAUAUCUUCAAUCUCAGAGGAUUUAAAAAACUUCAAGAUUGACUUGGAAGAGUAUAGAAACCAGUUUCAAACUAUGGAUGAUGAUGUUUCUCAAGUUUUGGAAAAAAGACAAUUACUCGUUGAUUUAAAGACUAAUUUGAAACUAAAUUUGUUGAUUCAUGAACAAAUGGAUUUGUUUGACAUUUGCGUAAAAGAAACAAACACCAGCGUCGAGCAGUUACGGAGGAUUACCAGCGUUUACUUAUCGAUUAUGAAUACAAAUAAGUAUCUAGAAAAUGAUGGUUUUAUAACCGUUGCUGAAAGAAGCCAUUUUCAAGAUCAAUAUGUCCAUAGCAAAAUAUCCUCGAUUUUCCUUGAGUUUAAAAGCUUUUUGCAACAAAUGGCAGAGAAUGGUAAGCGAGAUCAAAAUAACGAUUUAGUAUUGGAAAUAGCAAAAGUGCAAACAGUGCUAUCUGUGAAGUAA